GGCCAACAGAGCUGAGAGGCAGCGGAGCCAUGGUGAGUCCCGGACAGAAAGUGGUGCUGAUCACCGGCUGCUCCUCCGGGAUCGGCCUGAGGAUGGCCGUGAUGCUGGCGAAGGAUGAACAGAAGCGUUAUCACGUCAUAGCCACAAUGCGUGAUCUGAAACGUAAAGACAAGCUGGUAGAAGCUGCCGGGGACGCGUAUGGGAAAACUCUUUCUCUGGCUGUGCUUGACGUCUGCAGCGACGAGUCAGUCAAACAGUGUAUUAAUGGCAUCAAAGAUCGUCAUGUGGAUGUCCUUAUCAAUAACGCAGGUAUCGGCCUGGUGGGUCCUGUGGAGAGCAUCCCCAUUGAGGAGAUGAAGAAAGUGUUUGAGACCAAUGUCUUUGGUGUGAUCCGCAUGAUAAAGGAGGUGAUGCCUGACAUGAAGAAAAGACGAGGAGGACACAUCAUCGUAGUUAGCAGCGUGAUGGGCCUGCAAGGUGUGGUGUUUAAUGACGUGUAUGCAGCCUCCAAGUUCGCCAUGGAGGGCUUCUGUGAGAGUUUGGCCGUGCAACUCCUGAAGUUUAACGUCACACUGUCGAUGAUUGAGCCGGGUCCAGUGCACACAGAGUUUGAAGUAAAGAUGAUUCAAGAGGUGAAACAGAGAGACUGUCCUGGAGCUGAUGCAGACACAGUACAUUACUUCAAGAAUGUCUACCUCCCUUCCUCUGUUGACAUCUUUGAGGUGAUGGGACAAACACCAGAUGACAUCGCCAAAUGCACCAAGAAAGUGAUUGAAGCGAGCAGCCCGCGUUUCCGUAAUAUGACCAACCCUUUGUACACGCCCAUCGUAGCACUGAAAUACGCUGAUGAAACCGGAGGCCUGUCUGUCCAUGCCUUCUACCACAUGCUCUUCAACCUGGGCCCUCUCAUGCACGUCAGCAUGACGGCCAUGAAGUACCUCACCUGUGGAUGUCUGAGGAGCAGAACCGUUUCACCAAACUAGAAACUGCGAAUAAUAUAAACACAGUUUGUAGACCAGAAUAAAGACCACACACUACCUUGGCUUACGAUGUCAGGGGAUCACAAAAACAUAUAAUACUAACACACAAUACCUGCCGUAGGUCAUGUAGCAAAAGUCACUUGGUCACAAUUAAAGAAAAAAGUCAUUAAAUAAUCCAUUCAACAGUUUCAAAUUGUUCUUUUUUGACCUGCCAUAUUUCCUGCUGAUGCAGUCUGUAUUGUAAUGAACAGUCUUCUCUUGAAUUCUUAUUUCUGUAUAAAACCGUAGCUUAUGAAUUUAUAGAUACCACACAUGUGAAGUCGUAAUACUAGAACACUUUUGAAAUUUAUUCUAGCCCACCCACAGUGCCAAAUAAGUACAGUUUGCACUUAUGAGACAACAUACUGUAACUUGAUUUCAUUAUUUUGUCCAAGUCAGUUUCAGAUAAUUUGACAUUUCACUGUUUAAACUCUAUUGGUUCAGAGAGACAGGUCUACAUCUUGUUUAGUUUGUAGCAUAUGAAUUUGCAUUGAUUUACAUAUUCUUCAAAUGCUGUCAAUGUAUUGGCACAACUAUUUUGGCAUUAAAAAUUGUCAUUUAUACCUUC
This is a messenger RNA of Lates calcarifer (barramundi perch), 1587 nucleotides long. RefSeq names its product retinol dehydrogenase 8-like. The record is from RefSeq and is a predicted model, not a curated record. NCBI's taxonomy places the organism in Eukaryota, Metazoa, Chordata, Actinopteri, Centropomidae. Gene Ontology annotation, biological process: estrogen biosynthetic process. Gene Ontology annotation, cellular component: cytoplasm. Gene Ontology annotation, molecular function: estradiol 17-beta-dehydrogenase [NAD(P)+] activity.